AAGUGGCUUUGCCGCCUACGUGCUGGCAGCUUGCAGCGCAUCUCUGACAGCUGGGUCACACGGUUCCGUCCCCCAUGGACUGAGCGCAUCCUGCCGAAGCGGCUGAUCGAACCGGACCGAACCUGCUCCCUCCUCCCCGGUCCGUCCAUGGACGAGCAGGCGCGCCCCGGAGGCUUCUUCAGCGGCGGCGGCGGCGGCGGCGGCGGCUCGGGUUCUGGCGGCACCGGGAGCGCCCGAGCCCCGCAGCCCGCGGACGGAGAGGCGGCCCGGGCUCUCUACAGCAUCCCGGGGAUCCUGCACUUCCUGCAGCACGAGUGGGCCCGCUUCGAGGUGGAGCGGACCCAGUGGGAGGUGGAGCGGGCCGAGCUGCAGGCGCAAAUUGCCUUUCUGCAGGGGGAACGGCGAGGACAGGAGAACCUGAAGAAGGACCUGGUGAGACGGAUCAAGAUGCUGGAGUACGCCCUGAAACAGGAACGAGCCAAAUACCACAAACUGAAAUAUGGGACAGAACUGAACCAAGGAGAAAUCAAAGCUCCGACUUACGAUUCAGAUGAAGGGAAUGAGAGCGACGCUCAGAGUCCUCCGAACAGCAGCCAUCAGCUCAGCUGGAAACAGGGACGGCAGCUGCUCCGACAGUACCUGACGGAGGUCGGCUACACCGACACCAUCCUGGACGUGAAGUCCCAGCGGGUCCGGGUUCUGCUGGGUCUGACCGGAGAAUCUGAGGACAACCCGGAGAGGAGAACCGAGCCCAUGGUGAACGGAACCGAGCCGUCCUCCCUGAAGGACAGCGGCAUGGUCAGUAAACCCGACGCGUCCGACUCGGCGGUUCUGGAGGCGUUCCGGUUCAUCGAGAGCGGUACCGCCGGGUUCAGCGACGAGGAAGAGGAGGAGGAGGAGAGCGAGUCCAAGGACGGAACCACCCUGGACCCGCCGGCCGUGGCGCCCAAGAAGCGGCCGGCGGCUUCGGACCUCAGCGCCGACGCCGAGGACGCCCUCAGGGGCUUCGACUUCCUGGCGAGUCCGGACGAGCUGGACGGAACCGACCCGCGGAGCGGCGAGGACGGCGGGGAGUGGGAGAAGGAGGACGCGUCUGCGGUGGGGGAGCUGGGCUGGGAGGUGGACCAGGUUCUGAUCGCGCAGCUCAAGGAGCAGUACAAGAAGGAGCGGAGGGGCAAGAAAGGAGUGAAGCGACCGAACCGCUCCAAACUCCAGGACAUGCUGGCCAACCUGCGGGACACCGAGGAGCUGCCCCCCAUGCAGCCGGCGGCGGCGCCCCCCCCCUCCCGGCCCAGCGUUCCCAGACUCAACGAGCACGAGGUCGGUCGGCCGGACGACGAGCCCAUGACGUUCCUGCCGUCCACCGGGAAGUCCUUCAUCCUGGGGAGAGUGGACGAGGCCGUGUCCAACGAGCUGGGACUGGGAGAACUGGCCGGACUGACGGUCGCUAACGAGGCAGAGAGUCUGGGAUACGAUAUCACCAGCAGCUCUGACGCUCUGAGGAAGGUGUGGAACCCCCGGUUCACCCUGCGGAGCCACUUUGACUCGGUGCGGGGUCUGGCCUUCCACCCGGUGGAACCGGUUCUGGUCACGGCGUCUGAGGAUCACACGCUGAAGCUGUGGAACCUCCAGAAGACGGCGCCGGCCAAGAAGUGUGCAGCUCUGGACGUGGAGCCCAUCUACACCUUCAGAGCUCACAGCGGCGCCGUCCUCAGCGUCACCAUGAGCUCCAGCGGGGACCAGUGCUUCAGCGGGGGGGUGGAUGGCACCAUCCAGAGCUGGAACACCCCCAGCCCCAACGUGGACCCGUACGACUCCUACGAGGCCUCCGUCCUGCGGGGGGCGCUGUGCGGACACACAGACGCCGUGUGGCGCCUGGUCUACAGCUCGGCUCACCGCCGCCUCCUCUCCUGCUCGGCCGACGGGACCGUCCGGCUCUGGAACGCCGCCGACGUCUCGCCGGCUCUGGCGGUCUUUAAUGAAGAUGGAGACCUGGGAGUCACGACCUCGGUGGACCUGGUGAGCAGCGACCCGGCCUACAUGGUGACCUCCUUCGACACGGGACACAUCGGCCUCUUCAACAUGGAGACGCAGCAGCUGGUUCUGAAGCUGGACUCUGCUGGACCUGCAGAGUGUCCCUGUAAGAUCAACCAGGUGCUGAGUCACCCCACGCUGCCGAUCACCAUCACGGCGCAGGAGGACCGGCACAUCCAGUUCUUCGAUAACAACACAGGUAAACUGAUCCACUCAAUGGUCGCCCAUCUGGACUCUGUAACCUGCCUCUCUGUGGACCCAAACGGGCUGUACCUGAUGUCAGGAAGUCACGACUGCUCCAUCCGUCUGUGGAACAUGGAGAGUAAGACCUGCAUCCAGGAGUUCACCGCCCACCGCAAGAAGUCUGACGAGUCCAUCCACGACGUGGCGUUCCACCCCACCAAAUGCUACAUCGGCAGCGCCGGAGCCGACGCGCUCGCCAAGGUCUUCGUAUGACCGGGACCCGCGGGGCCGUCACCUGGACCCGGGCUGGCCCGUGUCCCGGCGUUGAACUCGGAACCAGGAGCGAGCCGGAGUCCGUUUUCUCUGCCGCUGGGAAGUCUCUGUCUUUAUUACGUGCCUUUUUUACUCGGAGCAGAAGUUCUUUUAUCUGUUCGCCAGAGGAACCGGAGCAGGAAAGAGAACCAGAACCUGCUGGGUCGGGACUGCCAGUCCAGAUUUCUGCCCCCUGCAGGCGGCCAGCAGUAAUGACUGCAGAGGUUUCGUUGUAGACGUUCUCCUGCUUUGUUGGACGUGUCUCUGUGAGUCGUCUCGGUUCUGCUGGAGUUCUGACGGGUUCUGGAUGCGGAGCUGUGGACAAAGUCCUGCAGCGACGCUCAGAACUUUAUUUUAAAGUGUUUUUAUUGAAGUGAAGCUGAUUGAGCAGCAGGUGAUGGACUUCAGAGGCGAGGGUCCGGGUCGCUGGACGGAUGUUCUGGUGCAGGAAGAUCUGGGUUCUAUUCGCUGGUGUGGUUUGUUCUGUUGGACCUUCCUCUCUGCGGACCAACUGUGAAAAACGGAAAGCUGUGUAGAGUUUGAGGAAAUCUAUUUAUUUACCAGGCGGGAAACGGGAAUUUAAGGGAAAUUUUAACUUCUGUGUGAUUUUAUCUUUCUGGUCCUGAAUGAGCUUAAAGAAAGGUUCUCCAGGUUCUGCUCGCUCCGUUUCAUCCUGAUUCUGUUUAGACUUCAGCUUCCAGUACUUUCAGCCAGGGGAACAUUUUUCCAGCCUGGAUCAGCUGAUUGUUCCUGAGACGUUCCUGCGGAGCGACGCUGGCGCCGGAUAAACGGGCGGUAAACCCAACCGGGCCGUUGCAGCCGUGGUUCUGUUCACCAUGGCCCGGAUGUGGUGCCCUAAUUAUCGGCAUCAUAUUUCCUCCCGUCUGUCCUGAACCCUAACGACAAAUAAAAUCCUGGUUCUGCUGAGACCGUAGGCAGAAAACGGGGCGAAGGUUCUACUUCCUGUUUCCCGCAGCCUCCGCCUCCUGAUUGGUCGUCUGGGUCCAGUUCUUCUGGAUGAAACUUUUCCAGAUUUUCUGAUUCUUUCCAGACGUUGGAGUUGAAAUGAACCUGGAACCUGCUAAUCGGGUCAGAACACCGUGAUGAAACAACACACAGCCUGAUUCUGCUUCCGGGUUCCAGAGUUUGGUACCGAACCUUUUCUCUGAUUCUUCUACCUUCGGACUCGUAGAAAAUAAAAUAAUCAUCAAACUUUUCUUGCUCUUAUUUGCUUAAGUUCUGCGUUGGUUGUUUUCGACCCAGUCUCUGAGGCACCGGAACCAGGGUGGUGGUGGAACGUCCCUGGUUGGGUUUUUGGAUUCGGUCCGUUUGUUAAACUGACACAUUAUUGGAUCUUUAGGAGAAGAUGACCCAGUCAGGAUGUUCUGGUCCUUUAUGGGUUCCAGGGCAGCGGUGCCGAUCAGCUCACCUGAUCAUCAGACCGGACCUUCCGGAACGCAUCUCAGUAACAUUCAGCUGAUCCAGUUUGUGAGACCAAAAACCAAACUUCAGGCCUGGUUCUGGUCCGGGUUCUGUCUGCCUGUAAAUCCUCCUUUGUACAGUGGAUCUGCUGCAGCCGUGGGUUCUGCUCAUGUACCGGCACCAAUAAAGCAGAUGUUGGAUGUUCAA
Molecule: messenger RNA, 4158 nt
Organism: Fundulus heteroclitus (mummichog)
Lineage: Eukaryota; Metazoa; Chordata; Actinopteri; Cyprinodontiformes; Fundulidae
Product: striatin
Exons: 18
Coding region: 148-2490 (780 amino acids)
Cellular component (GO): dendrite
Molecular function (GO): protein phosphatase 2A binding; calmodulin binding; armadillo repeat domain binding
Source: RefSeq, a predicted model, not a curated record